Molecule: messenger RNA, 2103 nt
Organism: Dovyalis caffra
Lineage: Eukaryota; Viridiplantae; Streptophyta; Magnoliopsida; Malpighiales; Salicaceae
Source: the annotation of a GenBank genome assembly
AUGCAAAUCCUUCAGACUCCUCUCCCUCUCUUUUCUUUCUCUAAACCCCAAAACCCUUCCCUUAAACCCCACCAUAAAAACCACCACCACCACCUCCUUUUCCUCCCUCGCCACCCUCUCUCUACCACCACCACUCUAACACCCCCAAAAUCUUACAGCUCAGAUGAAUUCCCAGUUGACGAAACAUUCCUCGAAAAAUUCGCACCAAAAGACCAAGAAACCGAAGACGAAGCGCGCAGAAAAAACUGGAUUAUCCGUGGCUGGGCACCAUGGGAAGAAAUUCUAACCCCCGAAGCCGAUUUCGCCAAAAAAUCCCUAAACGAAGGCGAAGAAGUCCCUCUUAAAACCCCAGAAGCAAUUGAAGCAUUCAAUAUGUUAUCUCCAAGUUACCGUUCACAGAAAAUUAAAGAAAUGGGCCUUACUGAAGAUGAGUGGUAUAUAAAGCAAUUUGAGAUGAAAGGGGAGAUACCGGAUAAGUUGGAGACGGAAUGGGCUAGUCCAUUGGUUGUUAGACAGGUGGCACCGAGGGAUUGGCCGCCAAGAGGGUGGGAAGUGGAUAGGAAGGAAUUGGAGUUCAUUAGAGAAGGGCAUAAAUUGCAAGGAGUUAGGGUGAAUUUGGAGGAUUUGGAAAAUGGGGUUAGUGUUGAUAAGGAGAAUAUGUGUUUGGAGAGGUAUAAGGUGUUUUUGAAGCAAUAUGAAGAGUGGGUCGAGGCGAAUAAGGAUAGAUUAGAAGAGGAGUCUUAUAAGGAAGACCAAGAUUAUUAUCCGGGCCGAAGAAAAAGAGGGAAAGACUAUAAAGACGGCAUGUAUGAGCUUCCAUUUUAUUAUCCAGGGCAGAUUUGUGAAGGAAAAGUUACCACUAUACAUCUAUAUCAAGGAGCCUUUAUUGACGUUGGAGGUGUGUAUGACGGGUGGGUCCCAAUUAAAGGCAAUGAUUGGUUUUGGAUCCGCCAUCAUAUAAAAGUUGGCAUGCAUGUUAUUGUUGAAAUUCUGGCAAAGCGAGAUCCUUAUCGGUUUCGAUUUCCGCUUGAAAUGCGUUUUGUCUAUCCUAACAUAGACCAUCUUAUCUUCAACAGAUUUGAAUUUUCACCAGUAUUUCAUCGUGAUGAGGAUACGAACUUAGAUGAAUUGCGGCGUGAUUGUGGAAGACCACCUGUUCCUAGGAGAGAUCCUGAAGAUAAACCAGAAGAGGAACCUCUAUUGUCAAAUCACCCUUAUGUCGAUAAGUUGUGGCAAAUCCAUGUUGCUGAGCAAACAAUUGUGGAUGAUUGGGAGGCUAAUCCUGAGAAAUACAAGGGCAAAAAGAUAUCUGAGUUGACUGAUAAUGAAGAAUUUGAUGAAGAAAAUAGCAUUGAAUACACUGAAGCUUAUCAUAAGAAAACCGUACUGCCUAAAGUGAUUCUGAAAACGAGUGUUAAAGAACUUGACUUGGAAGCUGCCUUAGCUGAGCGUGAGUUUCAUAAUAAACAAAGAAUGGAAGCAAAGGAAAGAGGAGAAAAAUAUAAAAUCACCAAGCUGAGGCGAAAUAUAGAAAUGGAUGAGUAUGACUUAUUGCAUUGGCAUCGCUCAUUUGAGGAAAGAGAAGCUUUAAUCAGAGACAUCAGCUGCCGUCGAGCUCUUGGUAUGCCAUUGGAAGAGCCAGGAAGGUAUAAGCCAGCAAGUUUCUUUGGUAAGGACCAAUAUGAUCCUGAAAAUCCAUUGUACCGGUAUGACUACUGGGGAGAACCCAAGAACUCAGAAAAGAGCAAGCAAGAGAGGAUGACAGAGCUUCAUAACAAAUCUAUUGUGGGAAAGGGCAAUGUUUGGUAUGAAAUGUCUUAUGACGAUGCCAUCACACAACGGAUGCAAAGAGAAACCCGUGCAAAGGAAGUGAAGCAAAAAGAAGUGGAAGAAGAUUCAGACAGAGAUCAUGAUGAUGACGACGACGACGAUGACGACAUUGAUUUUAAUCUUUUAGGUGACUUUGGUGUUAACUUGGCAAAUCAGCCAGUAGUUAAUGGAACUGAAUCUGCUGGACUAUCAGAUGAGGGAUAUGGCAGCAAGCGUUUCAAGAAGCGCAUUGCAUCAGAUCAGCUCUUGAGGAAAGUACUGGAUUCCUCCUGA